GUAGUGGGUACGGCAAUCUUGUAGUAACAGCUCACACCAUCGUUAAACUCAUUCUAUGCCAAGCAGGUGAAAGGAGAGAAGGAUCUCACCUAAUGAAGAUCAACCUCACUCAUGCUGUUUCAUUUCUCCCAUGCCAUUUCCACUGAUUAUCCAGUGCUGAUAAUGCCCUCACACAAGACAGUCCAGUGGGAACUGGAAAGAACCAUAAGAUUUGCAAGGCGUCCUGUGGCCUGACCCUACAAGAUGCCAAGAGAAGAGGCUCACUUCUUCCAUGGUUCCCCCCGGAAAUGGCACAGCCAUUCUUAUGUCACAGCUGAAGAGGCUGCAGGGAUUGGCAUCCUGACAGUGAUUCUGGGAAUUCUACUACUUCUCAGCUGCUGGUACUGCAGAAGGCGAAGUGGAUACCGAAGCUUGAAGGACAAAAACAUUCAUGCUGGUACUCAAAGUACCCUGACAGGAAGAUGUUCACAUGAGGGGCUUGGUCAACAGGACAGCAAGUUGCCUUUUCAAGAGAACAAGUGUAAACCUGUGAUUCCCAAUGCUCCACCUGCUUAUGAGAAACUGUCCGCAGAACAGUCACCACCACCUUAUUCUCCAUGAGAGCCAGCGAGGCCUUGAGAGGUGCUGAAAUGAUUUCCCUUAUGCUUUUGCUUGAAUUUGAUGUGGGCAUGCAAUGUUCUGCUUCAGAAUGCUGUAGAAACAGUGUACAUUAUCUCUACUAAUAAGCUGAGUGUCAAAUUCUUUGUAAGGCAACUAGCAAUACUGAUUGAGGAAAUGAUGAGAAAUAUUAAAAUGGGAAAAGCUUUGUCAAUAAACAUUGUAAUGGAUGAUACUAUCCGUGUCAGUAAUAAUAAAUCUACAAUGUUAUUUUCUGAGAGAGA
This is a messenger RNA of Cervus elaphus (red deer), 881 nucleotides long. It is a transcript of the gene MLANA, whose product is annotated as melan-A. The coding region runs from base 244 to 600 and encodes 118 amino acids. The record is from RefSeq and is a predicted model, not a curated record. Gene Ontology annotation, cellular component: endoplasmic reticulum membrane; trans-Golgi network; melanosome. The transcript is spliced from 6 exons. Lineage: Eukaryota; Metazoa; Chordata; Mammalia; Artiodactyla; Cervidae.